AGCUGGUCUUGUCGCCACUCUCCCUUGUGACAUGUAACAUGAACAAACAACAACUUGUACAAUACUGAGCGUCUCCCUGUUUCAUGCUCACAAAACAUACCAGCACCGUACAAUCUCAAGUCAUGGCUCCUUGGUGGCCCUCCUCAUCAGAUUCAGACAAAUCCCAGCGUGAUGAUGAUCCAUUCGCCGACUUCCGCCGGUUCGCCGAUGAACAGAUCAACGCUCUAGUUCAAGGCAUCAACUCUCUUCCUGGCUUCAGUUCUGCUUCUCUCGGUGCCGACGAACAACGAUGGUCAGACGAAAUGAGAGAGAUCCGCAAGCGACUGGAAGAAGACUUCCCACCUCUCUUCGCUUCCCUUCUCGGUGCUCCCGAGAGAAGAUCAUACCUCGGCGGUCCCAUCAGCGAAGAAGCUCGCCAGGCUGCUCGUGUCCUACUCUUGCAAGCUCGCAAUGCUAGCUUCGGUGUUGACCCAAGCAGGAUCCUGAGUCUUUAUCAAGAUCAUGGUCAAGGUAUGAUGCCCGUUCACAGCAAGUUCCCCAUCCGUACCACGACCAGCAACACUACUUGGCUGGGCAUCGACUGGUUCAGACACAGCCCGUACUCGCCCGUUCAACUCGAACAACACUCCGCCGCUCAUCAACAUGGUGGCAAAUGGCGUGCUGCCUUUGAAGAUCUGCUCUGUGCUCACCUUGACAAGCCGCAAGUCGCUCAUGACGCUUGGAAAGCCGAAGACUCUGUCGCCGCAUCGGACCCGGACAACCAGACACUGUACAACCAUUGGGCCCAACCUGGUAUCGACUGGAUGCUUGGUUUGCAGUGCAGAGGUAUCUUGCCACCUCAGCUUCCAAGCUUGUACAACAUCACCCCUGGAGAGACCAAGAAACUCGAUCGCGUCUUCGGCAAAAUCGUAUCUGGAGUUAGCAACUUCUGGACACCAUAUGGCCGUGCCGUGUACGAGGACUUUACGCAGUUGGCGAGGAUAGUGGCUUCUCCUGAUGCAGAGGACUUGGUUGUGAGAAGUCAGUCGUUGCCUGAGACGGAGAUGGACAUGUACGAGAACUUGUGGAAAUUCAAGGAUGGUCAUGAGAAGGAGGAAGCAGAUGCACCUGAGUCGAAGCCUGGACUUCUCACUUCAUCGCAGUCAGCCUCAUUCUCAGACGUUCCCGAAAUGCAGAAGCCGAGUGUCAUAUCAGUCAUGACGACAACCGAGAUGCGCACCUUGCCCGACGGCACAGUCUACACCAAGCGCGUUCUCAAGAGAUGCUUCUCCGAUGGCACCGAAGAGAGCAGAGAGGAAGAGUCGACCGGACAGCCUGAAAGUAAAAACAAGUCAGAGGAUUUCGAUAGCGGACAUAAAUUGCAGGACAAGAAGGGUGGCGCUGGAUGGUUCUGGCAUUAAUGGGAGACGAAGAUGGCGUUGUUGCUUUGCUGAUGAUUACCAUGACUGACCUGUGUCGAUAGCUCAAAUAUUCCUAUACCCUUGCCGUAGCUACACGAAUCGAAUAUUCACCUGUCUUGCUCAC
Aureobasidium pullulans EXF-150 is the source of this 1524-nucleotide messenger RNA. RefSeq lists its product as uncharacterized. The transcript has a single exon. The record is from RefSeq and is a predicted model, not a curated record. NCBI's taxonomy places the organism in Eukaryota, Fungi, Ascomycota, Dothideomycetes, Dothideales, Saccotheciaceae. Bases 123 to 1400 code for a protein of 425 amino acids.